AUGAUUGACAUUUCUGAGACAGAUACAGAAUAUUGCCAGAUAAACCCUUUAUCUAACGAUUCGCCAGUUUUAAUGAUUCACGUGGGAGUUGCAGAAAAACUUAGCGAGUAUGCAUGUAACAAGGACGGAGCAAUGAAUGACUUUCAUACCAGAGCUAAGGUAUUAAAGGGUCAUCUCCUAUCGAAGUUUAUUGAGCAGUUAGAGGAGAAAUCAACUUGCCCAUUCCAUUGUAUGUCCUGGUUGUUAGAGGAAAAUGGAGCGUGUGAAUACCGAUCUGAUUGUAGUAUUUGUAUCGAACGGUUCCAACUUUUUGACGAUUUACAAGCCAUAGUUGCAAGCACUGAUCUUUCCUACGAACGGAAAACGUACUACGCUAAAACGCUGAACAAAAUUGAGGAAAAUGUAUACUCGUAUAUCGGCCACUUAGUUCGCGGAAAAUACCAACGUUCAAAGUUCAUGAAGGAAAUUGAACAACUCCGACCCGGAGAAACCAUUGCUGUCUGUGAUUACAUGAUGAAGUUAUUACUUCAGAAAUUUAGAGAACCACAGCGUGAUUGGUAUGCGAAGAAAGGAGUGUCCGUGCAUGGAACAAUGUUUUUUUAUAAGUCGUCAGACUCGAAAGAAAUCGAAGUUGAGAUUUAUGACGUCUUCUCGAACGGCGAUUGUGUGCAAAACCACAAGUGCUUUCGAAGCAACCUUCCAAAAUUUCGCUGCAAGACAUGA
Messenger RNA from Paramuricea clavata, 723 nucleotides. The record is from the annotation of a GenBank genome assembly. Lineage: Eukaryota; Metazoa; Cnidaria; Anthozoa; Malacalcyonacea; Plexauridae.